CGAUAGAAAUACCAUGUAAACAGCCGUGAAAGACUCUUUAUUUCAUAUUUACUCCACCACUGGGAAGUCCUGGACUUUGUGAAGGACACGGAAUGGACAGGUUUUGUUUGCGGUGUCACGCGGAUCAAAUUUCUCAAAACAUGACUAGAACUCGACUUGUUGUCAUUUUCUGGACACUGAUCCUGACCAUGAUGCUGUAUCCAGUCAUGUCAGUGUUGGUUGUUCAGAUGUACACAGCCCUGAGCGGCAGUUACCUCACCGGACAUCAUUCCGUGUUGCUCAUUAACUGUCCUACUGAGCAAACUGCUAAAGACAUUGGCAGACACAUCAUGGAGAAAAGGAUGGCAGCAUGUGUGAAUAUUCUUCCUCCUACAUCGACCAUGUUCUACUGGAAUGGGGAGAUUCAAGAUGCUUCUGAAAUCCUGCUGCUGGUGAGGACCAGAACUUCUAUGAUUCAGCGACUCACCGAGAUUGUAAAAGCAAUACAUCCAUACCAAACUCCAGAAAUCCUCAGUUUUCCCAUUCAAGAUGGAAGUCACUCCUACUUGAAGUGGAUUGAUGAUGUAGUUCCUGACGUUUAACCCUCGCCGUCCAUCGUAGUAUGGUUGGAGAACAUUCAGUUUUCGGGAUUUUAAAGGGUGCUAUGUUAUGGAUAAUUUUGCUCAUGGUGGCAAGGACUAUAUAAUUAAUAAACUAAAAUGAGUGGAUUCAGAGUAGUGCAGUGGUAAACAUAUCUUUGUGAGAUCAGAGGUUUAAAUCCUGACGGUAUCAUAGCCAUGUGUGGCCAUUAAAGAAGACCUUCCCGGCUCAUCCAAGCACAUUCAGUUACCCAGUGACUAAGCAGCAGUGUGAAAAGAUGUGUCUUGAAGGAAGCAUCCAAGUGUUUACUGUCACCAGCUGGGAGAUGUUCUGUGAAAACUCUCUAGUGGAAAGUGAGAUUGGGAGAAACGUGGGUAAAAAUUGAGAAGAGGAGACCUUAUUAAGAUGACUAAUGUGUGUGUGAAUGAAAUUAAAACCUGAACUUAAUGUAAAAUUGACAAAAUGAUACAGAGACAGAGACUAUAGUCCACUGUACAGACUUGAGUAACAGUAUAAAUGAACAGCAUGGAUAAAUCUGGCUGUCAUUCACUAAUUCCUCCUUCACUGUGACAUUCAUUCAUGUCUAAAGUUGGGUCAUGAUAUAUGGUGGUUUAACCUGUCCUCCCAGUCAUGGCCUGACCUCAAUGACACAGAACUGACUGUAACAUGAUUAUCUGGAAGCUCUCAACUUGCAGCAGCUCAGGAAUUUUCGUUUGUUUUCAUACAUUGUGAACUUACCCAGAAGGCAAUGUAUUUAUUCAUUCAUUCAUUCAUUGUCUAUACCCGCUUAUUCCUAGGGCUCCUAGGGUCACGGGGGUCUGCUGGAGCCUAUCCCAGCGCACAUAGGGCGAAAGGCAGGGGUACACCCUGCAUUGUAUUUAAUGUAAUAUUAUUUUACAUGAUGUCGUUCCGUAUACAGGUAUAUAACAUACCUUUGUACAUGCCGGGAGAUCUUCACACUAGUGUCACACACCUAUUACAGGUCUGCAGUCAGAGCUGCAGGUUAGGCUAACCCCCAAAGUUGGCCAUCUUACAAUCGUCUACUUAGUAAAAACCUCAUACUGCACAAAAUGAGAGGUAUUUAACGAUGAGUAAGACAGGCACGAGUGUGGUGGAGUGAAUUGCUCACUUAAUCCAUGCUCAUACUUCAUGCUGGAGUAAUUUGCCACUCAUAAUGCUAAGGGAAGUACGCUAGGCUUCUCUCAGCAAACUUCAGUCGUUGGCUAUGAAUUAUUACAUUCAGGGAAAUCUUCAGCACCGAAGUUACCAAAUACAUUCUCUUUUCACUCCAUUAUCUAGCCACAGUAGCCUACUUUAUACAAGUAGUAUUUCUGUAUUUGACCUCGUAACUGGUCAUUUCCAAGUUAGAACAACAUUUUUUUUUGUGUGUGUGUGCAUUCAGCAUAUGACAUGAGGAAAAAGCAUGUGGUGGGUGAUGUAUAUUUUCCUCCUCAAACAGCAAACUGUACAGUCAAUGUUACAGGUUUAACAUGCAAAAAUAUCUGUAUGUUGAUUAAUCUAAAAAUAAUUGUAAAUAUAGUAUCAUUUAUUUACAUUUAAAUGUACUUUUUUACUGAUGCUAUAUGCAGCCAUGUUGAUUUGAUAGGAGCUCAUAGUAAAAAAAAAAAGGCAGGUCGACUAGUAGGAAUUUCAACUUGAGAGGGUGUUUUCUUUAGUGUUUCCUUGUUGGAUGUUGGGAAUUACAGGUUGCACCCUUGGGUCAAUGCAGCAUUAAUGCCAUGGGUUCUUCAGCACUCCUGUGUAUCAUACUCACCUUUUAUUUAAACAUUAUUAGUAUGUGCAUUCAGCUAAAUGGUCCAGCUAGUGAUGGAAUACAAAUCAGGGAAAUAAUCUAUUAGCUUUAAGAAACAUAACGCUAAAUGAUAAUUCCAAUUUUGGGGAAAUAUGUGUUGAAUAUAAUAUGUGAACAGUACUGCAUCCACAUUUUUGAUAUUAGCCUGUGGCAUUAGGCUGUGGUAUAAGGGUGUGGUAUUAGGGUGUGGUAUAAGGGUGUGGUAUUGGGGUAUGGUAUAAGGGUGUGAUAUUGGGGUAUGGUGUAAGAGUGUGGUAUUGGGGUAUGGUAUUAGGGUGUGGUAUAAGGGUGUGAUAUUGGGGUAUGGUGUAAGAGUGUGGUAUUGGGGUAUGGUAUAAGGGUGUGGUAUUAGGGUGUGGUAUAAGGGUGUGAUAUUGGGAUAUGGUGUAAGAGUGUGGUAUUGGGGUAUGGUAUAAGGGUGUGGUAUUAGGGUGUGGUAUAAGGGUGUGAUAUUGGGGUAUGGUGUAAGAGUAUGGUAUUGGGGUAUGGUGUAAGGGUGUGGUAUUGGGGUAUGGUAUUAGGGUGUGGUAUAAGGGUGUGAUAUUGGGGUAUGGUGUAAGAGUGUGGUAUUGGGGUAUGGUAUAAGGGUGUGGUAUUAGGGUGUGGUAUAAGGGUGUGAUAUUGGGAUAUGGUGUAAGAGUGUGGUAUUGGGGUAUGGUAUAAGGGUGUGGUAUUAGGGUGUGGUAUAAGGGUGUGAUAUUGGGGUAUGGUGUAAGAGUAUGGUAUUGGGGUAUGGUGUAAGGGUGUGGUAUUGGGGUAUGGUAUUAGGGUGUGGAAUUAGGGUGUUGUUAUUGGGUGUGGUAUUAGGGUUUGGUGUUUUUAUUGGGUGUGGUAUUAGGGUUUGGUGUUUUUAUUGGGUGUGGUAUUAGGGUGAUUUGGACCACCAGACUACAAACAAGAGAAAAGUUAUAGUACAAUGUUGUAGUAAAACUGAUCUGGCUUCUAUGUUUCUUCAUCUGCAAUCAACUCCAGAAUUUGUUGAAUCUGAAAUCUCCCUUCCUAAAAUAACAGCACUGACUGUGCAAUCAAGUACUCCAGGGAAAGUUGCAUUUUUACCAGUUGGAAAGUCGUAAUUGCGACAUUAGGUGCGUUCAAAUUGCUUUGAUCAGAGCAAAAUGGAGGCAAACAUUCUUCUCAUUAAAUACAAAAACACAGCAAGGUUUUUUAACUCUACUUUUCUAAAAAAAAAAAUGAGGAAAAAAUGAGCAUCAUUCUUUUUUCUUUUUUGUUUUAAUCAGUUUAUGAGGCCUUGGCUGCCCAUGACCCUGUCGCCGGUUCACCACUUUUUCCUGCUUCUAACACGUCAACUUUGAGGACAAAAUGUUCGCUUGCUGCCUAAUAUAUCCCACCCACUAACAGGAGCCAUGAUGAGGAGAUCAUCAGUCUUAUUCACUUCACCUGUCAGUGGACAUAAUGUUAUGGAUGAUCAGUUUAUUAUAUCGUAAUUGAAUCCUUACUCUCCUGUAGGUGCUAACCAAGUUGCUUUUAUAUUUUGAUAACAUGCCGCAUAAACCAAACACACUGUAAAUGAAAAUAAUGUAAAUCAGCUUCUGAGACAAGGAAACAUUCAAUUUAAACAAAUUUAACGCCAACUAAAAAGGUUGCAUGCACUGAUUCCGUCGUGUUUUCUUACUGACACUCGGAAACUUUGUGCUAAAAAGUGGUCCCAGUUAUCCCAGACUUGAACACACCAUGAGUCGUUUCCUGUAAGGCUUGAUAAGAUUGAAGGAAUAUGAGACUCCUCCUCAAUACCCAAUCUCUCCAGGUUCUUCUCUUGUGGACUGGAUGCUGCUUUUCUGCUCAGCAUUUUUAAAUGGUUUUUACAUCAAGUCAUGUUUUCUGGAUAGCCAUGUUAGGUCUGUUUGCAUGCACUACUGGACCAUUGACUUGCUUGAAAAUUCAAUCAUUAAACAAAUUAACCCUAGCUAGAAAAAACCCACCACAGAGCACCAUCAAUCUUUAACCAUGCUUAGAAAUGAGGACUCUUUUCUGUACAGACGUCCUUCUUUUGACCUCAAGGCAACCAUGGGUGUUUGUUUGACAGAAAGCUCUUUCUCAUAUCUGACCACAGAAGCCAGUUCAAAUCAAAGUUCAGUAGCAUUUAGCCAACAACAGCUGCUUAUGCAUGCGGAUUGAUGAAACAAAGGCUUUCUUCUCUGCACGCCUUCAUUCGCUGGCAUAGAGGUGGCAUCUGAUUAAAAAUGUAACAGUGGAGGUUCAGAGAGAAACAUGUGUGCAUCCUUUAUUUGCCCUAGCAGGCAAGUGGUAUCUACUUCUAGAUUUAAAGACUUGGUGACGCCGACGUGUUACUGUCCUAACUUAUUCGUUGGGAGAAAUUUUUUGAAACCUUUUAACACAUGAAUUUGACCAGUGAAAUCUCAUAAAUAUUUAUUUAAUAUCAUUGAACAAUACGAACUACAGCAGUGAUCUACAGCACUUGCUCAAAUAAUAAUAGUAAUAAUAAUAAUAAUAAUAAUAAUAGUUUUGUUUGAGGCCACAUCUGAAACACAACCAUUUACAAGUAGUACUUGGCAUUAAAAACAAUGGCAAUACAAUUUUUAAGACACUUGGUGUUUUUGUUUUUUCUUUCUUUCUUUUUUUUUUUCUCUUUUUGUCUUUUUAAUUUCAAUAUCAGCAACAGUUUCAGCGACAGUCUAAACAGUUAAUAUUGAUUCAGAUACAAAAACCCACUGUGAAAAUAACGAGGAUCGAGCAAACAGAGGGGCAGGAGGCAAAGGGUAAACGUAAAAAUGUAAAAUUAGAAACAUCUUCCAUCGGUCACCGGCACCGCACACUCCUUUCAUCAACAGGCGAGAAUAAAAACUGCAGUGCAACAAUAAUACACUGAAAAUCGGAAUCUGCAAAAAUAGUCACACAAUUUCGCUUUUCACUCGGGUUACUACUCGUUU
Molecule: messenger RNA, 5301 nt
Organism: Hemibagrus wyckioides
Lineage: Eukaryota; Metazoa; Chordata; Actinopteri; Siluriformes; Bagridae
Product: protein CutA homolog
Exons: 6
Coding region: 93-581 (162 amino acids)
Biological process (GO): response to metal ion
Molecular function (GO): copper ion binding
Source: RefSeq, a predicted model, not a curated record